Molecule: messenger RNA, 732 nt
Organism: Closterium sp. NIES-65
Lineage: Eukaryota; Viridiplantae; Streptophyta; Zygnematophyceae; Desmidiales; Closteriaceae
Source: the annotation of a GenBank genome assembly
AUGGGCGCCUAUCUCUAUGGGCGCCUAUCUCUAUGGGUGCCUGUCUCUUUGGGCGCCUAUCUCUAUGGGCGCCUAUCUCUAGGGGUGCCUAUCUCUAGGGGCGCCUAUCUCUAUGGGCGCCUAUCUCUAUGGGCGCCUAUCUCUAUAGGCGCCUAUCUCUAUGGGCGCCUAUCUCUAUGGGUGCCUAUCUCUUUGGGCGCCUAUCUCUAUGGGCGCCUAUCUCUAGGGGCGCCUAUCUCUAGGGGCGCCUAUCUCUAUGGACGCCUAUCUCCAUGGGCGCCUAUCUCUAGGAGCGCCUAUCUCUAUGGGCGCCUAUCUUUAGCGGCGCCUGGGUGCCUAUCUCUAGGGGCGCCUAUCUCUAUGGGCGCCUAUCUCUAUGGGCGCCUAUCUCUAGGGGCGCCUAUCUCUAGGGGCGCCUAUCUCUAUGGGCGCCUAUCUCUAGGGGGGCGCCUAUCUCUAGGGGCGCCUAUCUCUAUGGGCGCCUAUCUCUAUGGGCGCAUAUCUCUAUGGGCGCCUAUCUCUACGGGCGCCUAUCUCUAUGGGCGCCUAUCUCUAGGGGCGCCUAUCUCUAGUGGCGCCUAUCUCUAUGGGCGCCUAUCUCUAGAGGCGCCUAUCUCUAUGGGCGCCUAUCUCUAUGGGCGCCUAUCUCUAUGGGCGCCUAUCUCUAUGGGUGCCUAUCUCUUUGGGCGCCUAUCUCUAUGGGCGCCUAUCUCUAGGGGCGCCUAUCUCUAG